This is a messenger RNA of Hevea brasiliensis (rubber tree), 1586 nucleotides long. RefSeq names its product beta-glucuronosyltransferase GlcAT14A. NCBI's taxonomy places the organism in Eukaryota, Viridiplantae, Streptophyta, Magnoliopsida, Malpighiales, Euphorbiaceae. Bases 69 to 1373 code for a protein of 434 amino acids. Gene Ontology annotation, molecular function: glucuronosyltransferase activity. The transcript has 4 exons. Gene Ontology annotation, cellular component: membrane. The record is from RefSeq and is a predicted model, not a curated record.
GCUUUAACUUCUGUUUUUGGCUCUAAAACAGACACAGCACAAACCCAAGAUACUGGGUUAAAAAGAAAAUGCAAAUACCACAACCACCGUUAUCACCACUCCCAACGACCGCCACCAUCACCUCCUCCACAACCACCACAAAAGACGGCACGAAAACCACACUCUCCAUCAUUCUAGCCACCGCCCUUUUCUCACUCCUCUUCAUAUUGUCUCUUUCUCCUUCCUCUACCUCCUUACACACCACAACCCACGACCGCCCCGACCCUUACCUCUUCCCCAACCGACAACCUACUUUCAACAAGAUUCCCUCGGAUCCAGCCCCACCUUCCAUCGCCUACUUGAUUUCCGGAUCGAAGGGUGACUCGGGUCGGAUACUUAGACUUCUCUACGCCACUUACCACCCCAAAAACCAGUAUAUCCUCCACAUAGAUCGCUUUGCUGCGCAGGCUGAGCGCGACCGAUUAGCCGUCACAGUCCAAUCGGUGCCUAUCUUUAGAGCUGCACUGAAUGUGAAUGUGAUAGGGAAAGCUGAUUUCGCGUACCCGAAAGGAUCGUCUACGAUUUCAGAGACUCUACAUGGUGCUGCUAUAUUGAUGAGGUUGUCAAAGAAUUGGGACUGGUUCAUUAGUCUUAGUGCUCGUGAUUACCCACUUGUUACACAAGAUGAUCUGCUUCACAUUUUGUCCUAUUUGCCAAGGGAUUUCAACUUUGUGAAUCACACAAGUUACAUUGGUUGGAGGGAGUCUAAACAAUUGAAGCCUAUAAUUGUUGAUCCGGGGCUUUAUCUUUCUGAGAGAACUGAGAUGUUUUAUGCUACUCAAAAGCGAGACUUACCUAAUGCUUUCAGGAUAUUUACAGGUUCUUCUUUUUCCAUUUUAAGUCGUAAUUUUAUAGAGCACUGCAUCUUGGGUACAGACAACCUUCCUAGGAUCCUACUGAUGUAUUUUUCAAAUACGCCUUCAUCCCUAAUCAACUACUUCCCUACCGUCCUAUGUAAUUCUCAUCAGUUCAACAGGACUGUCAUAAACGAUAACUUACAAUAUGUAGCCUUUGAGAAGCCCUCCAAACAGGUGCCUCGCAUACUGAAUUCUAGUGAGUUUGAUGCCAUGAUUCAGAGUGGAGCUGCCUUUGCCAGUCAGUUUCAAUUCAAUGAUCCGGUGCUUGAUCGCAUUGAUCAAGAAAUUUUGGGACGAAGUCCAGGACAAGUUGUACCUGGUGGCUGGUGCUUGGGAGAAGCUGGGAAUGAAACUUGUUCAGUUUGGGGUGAUGCUGAUGUUUUGAGGCCUGGUCCAGGAGCAGCGAGGCUUGAGAAACGAAUUGUUGAAUUGCUAUCAAAGGGUUCAUUUCGGUCUCACCAAUGUAUGUUUGAAUGAUCUGGUUUUCUCAAUCUCAAAAGAAGAUCACACUGACAGAAGAGGGUGGAUGGCAGACAGACCAGCUUCUGCCGCUCGAAAAAUUUUUGUAAAAAGUUACUUCAAUCUGAUAUUAUUUUAGCAACAGUAAAUUUGUAUCUCAUUGGAGUUGACUGUUGAGAUUUUUGUAAAGUGAAAUUAUAAAUCACGUGCUAUCAGUGUUCCUUUGCAAAA